AUGGACUCUGAACUGAAAAUGAAGAUCAGUUUAAGAUGCUCCAUUAGGAUAAGGUGUCUUGUUGAGUAUGAUGUGCCCUCUCCGUACAGCAGGGGGCACUACACACUUCAACAAACUCCCUCAGCAGAUUCUACCGAGGAAGACUUGCCUCCUAGCUGGAAAACAGUCCAGCGAUUUAUUUAUUCAGAAAUUAGCAUUUAGUUUGAUCUAGUUUCCCUGCUAAAGUUCCGAGUGUUUAUCUGUGUUACUGCAGGCAGAACUGCAAGCCGUUCACACACACCAGUAGAGUUAAAGCGCUAGCCGGUGCUCGAUGUCGUCGUGGGCGCGGAGUGCGAGGAGCAGCAGGAGGAGACUGUCUCAUCUCUCCCGCGGUGGAGCGAAACCUUUUCGACCUUUCCGAAGUCAGCCAUAUCCUGGACGGGAGGAAAGACAAGACUCACUCCACGAAGCGGAAGGCUUUGAGAAUUUGGAGCAGAGUGAUGAUUACUCCGACCUUACAGACUAUAAAACAUAUGAACCUUCACCUCAUGAGCGAAAUGUUACCUUCCUGGAGGAUGGAGACAAGCACAGCGCUCUGUACCAGAGAUUUUAUCAACAUUUCCAUGGAGAUGGGGCCAAGCAGCCUGCUGACUGUGUCGUGCUUUCUUUUAACAACCAGAAGUUGGACUACGCAAAAUCAUUAGGCCGCUGUUUGCAGGAGCGUGGCCUCAUGGUGGAAAUGCUUUACCUGCAGGCGGAGUCAGACUUGACCCAGGCUCUGAAAGACGUCCGUUCUGAUGGUUCCCCCUUAUGUAUUCUCAUCGAACAGACUAAUGUAGCGCUCUCCUCAUGCACAGUAAUCAUAUUUUCGGAGUCUCUCAAAAUUCACCGCAACAUGCCCAGAGAGCAGGCUCUGGACUUUGUGAUGGUGGAGUACGGGCGUGCGAGCGGCGCCCGGCGUCAGCGUGACCCUGCGGAGGCAGCAGCAAGGGCUUCUGAGCUCUCGGAUGACUACCUGGAGCGGGCCAAGCUGGAGCGCCACGCUGUGCCCUCUGCCACACGCCACCUGCUCCUCCUCAUGGCUGAGGGCCUACACCUGUACCCAGAGGAGCUGGACUCCAUCGCUGCGUAUGUACACAACCGCCAGGACCAUCUGCAAGCAGCCUCUCAUGAAGUAGAUGGUAAAGUUGCUCCUGAGACAAUGAACAGUCUCCCAGCUAGUCUGGGGAAUCCACCACCCCUUCUCCCUAAACCUGUCGGAUCCGUCCCUCCACCCACUGAGCACUCCACACCUCCCACUGGCACAGCCAAGCCAACUCAUGGGCACCCAAUCAGCUCACCAGACUCGUAUCCCAAAACCAAGCCACCUCCUCUUCUUUCACUGAACAUCCUUCAAGGAUCUCCUCCACCACCCCAUGGUCCAACUGGAACUCAAGCUCCCUCUACCUCUCGUGGCCAUCCACCACCACCACACGGUCCCUCUGCCUCCGAGACACGUUCACUACUCUAUGGUCCACCACCUCUCCACGGUCACCCCGCUCCUCAUAGUUCUUCUGCCUUUCACAAUCCGCACCCACUCAGCAGCCCCACAGCACCAAGGGGACUGCUUGCUUCACAUACCACACACCCACCAAGGCCUCAUAAUGGACCCCACGGCUUCCAUAUACAUGGACCACCUCCGUCGCCUCAUGGUCCACCGUUGCAGAAUGGCCCAAGUGGACUCCGAGCACCUCCACCCUUACUCAGGAACCUACGCAUGAGAAACCCAGCAGGAGCAGCAGGGCAGACUUUACGACAUCUCCCUCUAUGAUGACUCAGGAUGGUUAAGCUAGUGCAGUCACAUAUGAACAGAUCUACAUAUUCUUGCAGUUAUAUUACGAUUGUUCAUGUCUUCUGUAUAUUUUGUUUACAAGGUUGAAAAUUUUAUGUAUUAUAAUGUUGUCCUUUCUGUAUUUGGCACAUUCGUGUUAGGUUUCAUUAAAAAAAAGUUCCAGAUUCUUGCGUCAGCUUUUGGAUGUGUGUCAUAACUGUACAACUAUUUCCUUUAUAUACAUGUCCCAUCUACCCUGUUUCUCUAAAGGACUGCUAACACCUGACGUCGUUC
Messenger RNA from Hemibagrus wyckioides, 2083 nucleotides. RefSeq lists its product as uncharacterized. Bases 311 to 1789 code for a protein of 492 amino acids. Lineage: Eukaryota; Metazoa; Chordata; Actinopteri; Siluriformes; Bagridae. The transcript has 10 exons. The record is from RefSeq and is a predicted model, not a curated record.